This is a messenger RNA of Pochonia chlamydosporia 170, 1596 nucleotides long. Its product is annotated as 3-hydroxyphenylacetate 6 hydroxylase. The record is from RefSeq and is a predicted model, not a curated record. Lineage: Eukaryota; Fungi; Ascomycota; Sordariomycetes; Hypocreales; Clavicipitaceae. Gene Ontology annotation, molecular function: monooxygenase activity; iron ion binding; heme binding. The transcript has 3 exons. The coding region runs from base 1 to 1596 and encodes 531 amino acids.
AUGCUGUCGAUUACCGGUCUGAUUGCCUUCAUCCAACAUCAGCAACAAGAUCUUACCCUAGGCAGACUUGCGAUUACACUUUUCUUCGCGCCACUCCUGUACAUCAUUGUUAACGAGGUUAUUCGAUACCAUGCUCGGAUUAGAGGACUGAAGGGGCCUACUGGGCUGCCACUGAUUGGAAAUCUCUGGGAUAUUCGCGUGAAUGCAGCGGAAAAGUAUCGCGAAUGGGCUCGUCGGUUUGGUGAUGUAUACCAAAUACAACUUGGAAAUGUCCCCGUUGUUGUGGUGAAUUCCGCAGCAGCCGCAAAAUCCAUCUUUGGACAAAACGCACAGGCGAUGAGUUCUAGGCCAGAGUUUUAUACGUUUCACAAGGUUCUCUCCGACACGGCGGGAACUACAAUUGGCACGUCGCCAUACAGCGACUCUCUCAAACGGCGGCGCAAAGGUGCUGCCUCCGCACUUAACAAACCUUCUAUUCAAACUUACAUAUCACACCUCGAUAUUGAGUCUCGUGACUUUAUCAAAGAGUUGUAUGAGUACGGAAAUGCGGGCAAGACCCCUACGGAUCCGAUGCCCAUGAUUCAGAGGCUGUCUCUCUCGCUCGCCCUGACAUUGAACUGGGGCGUCAGGCUCAAGAGUCAAAAGGACAACCUGUUUGACGAAAUAACACAUGUCGAGGAGGAAAUCAGCAAAUUCAGGUCUACGACUGGAAACCUUCAGGACUACAUACCCGUGCUGCGACUCAAUCCGAUCAACACGCAUUCAUCCAAAGCCAAAGACAUGCGCAGCCGACGAGACAUCUACUUGACUAGGUUAAACACCGGGCUUGAUGAGCGCAUCGCCAAUGGCACCUACAAGCCUUGCAUUCAAGCAAACGUCAUCUUAGAUGAGGAUGCCAAACUAAACAAAGCUGAGCUUACUUCUAUAAGCCUUACGAUGUUGUCCGGUGGCCUCGACACAGUCACCACGCAAGUGGCCUGGUUUGUAGCCUUUUUAUCUCAAAACCAGGACAUUCAGGAUAAGGCGGUGUCAGAAAUACGCAAAUUCUAUGACGAGCAGCACCCCAUGUGUGAUCAAGAGGAUGAUCAAAAGUGCGCCUACGUCGUCGCGCUGGUCAAAGAGUCGCUGCGAUAUUUUACCGUGUUGAGGCUCGCCCUGCCGCGUGCAUCAACGAAGGCUGUAACAUAUAACGGAUUCACAAUCCCUAAGGGGUCUGUUGUGUUUCUGAACGCUUGGGCUUGCAAUAUGGAUAGCGAAGUGUGGCACGAUCCAGAUGUCUUCCGCCCUGAGCGAUGGUUUGAGCAACCAGAUGCGCCUCUAUUUACAUAUGGAGUUGGAUACCGCAUGUGUGCGGGAUCCUUGUUGGCAAACCGAGAGUUAUAUCUCGUGUACAUGCGACUCCUGAACAGCUUUCGUAUUGAGAAAUACGAUGCGGUUGACUGUCACCCCAUCACCGGUAACUCAGACCCAACGAGCCUCGUUGCUCUGCCUCAUCGAUACCGCGCCCUUUUCGUUCCACGAAAUCAGGGCGCGCUAAGAAAGGCAAUGGAGGAGACGAAAGCAAUGGAACGCAUGGAUGAUACCAUUUCGGCGUGA